AUUAACCUACAGAUAUUUCCCUAACAAGUCCAGGUUAAUCAUCAUACUAAAAGUAGUUUUGGCUCCGUUUUCUAUAUUUUUCCUGUUAAGUAUGGAAACUAAGCUAUCUUUUAACAUGUUGAUGACAUUCGUUGGUCUUCUCGUUAUUUUUGUACAAAUAGUUCUCCUUAGAUAGUGCCAUAAUUGGUACAGGCACACUAUAUGUGAACCCUACCUGAGAAGAAAAAUUCAUGAAAUUCUAAGAACCUUCGUACCAAUUUGUACGAUAAUAAAAAAAAUCCCCAGAAGAGUCAUGGCAGAGCAGGUUUUUGUUGCGCCGAAGUCACUGUGACUUAUUGCUAACAAAUUAGUAUUUACUUGUUAGAAGUAAGUCACAGUGCCUUCUGUGCAAUCAAAACCUUCGCUGCCGUAACUCUUCUGUGACAAGUGCAUUACUUGGGAAGGAAACUAUGAAUUUCUUAAAGUAAUCCCUGGAAGAAUUCUAGAAAAAAAUCUCAAAGAAGCUUGAGAAUGUAUUUCUGGCAAAAUUUCUUUAAAAUCCCCUGAAAGAUUUUCUGACGGAAUUUUUAAAAGAAUGCCUGAUGAAGUUUGUAUAAGAAAUUUUUGAGGAAUUUCUGAGGUUAUCCAUUGAUAAUUUUUGAAUAUAAAUCCUUCGAUGAGUUUUUGAAGAAAUCUCUCAAGGAUUUUUGAAGCAGUCCAUGGAAGAGUUUCUGAAGAAAUUCAUGGAAAAUUUUUAAAAAUAAUCUUUAGAUAAAUUUUGUAGGAAUAUCUGGUAAAAUAUCAGCAAUUCCCCAUAGGAAACUGAAGCUCUGACUCAUGGAGAAAAUUUCCGAGUGAAUCUCGGAAACAUUUUUUUAGAGAUCUCUCUGAGGCAUUUCUGGGAAAAUUUGUGGGGUAUUCCUUGAAUAUAUUUAGAAAGAAAUCCCGGGAUGGAUUUCCGAAAGAAUUCCGGAAAUAUUUAUUUAAUUUCGAAAGAUUUCUGUCGGACUUUUCAGAGGAAGUCCCAUUAUCAUAGUGUUCUGUGGCACCCGCGGGGUACCACAAAAUUGGAAAACAGUUAAAGGUAUUUUUUCUUAUAUUUAGGAGGAGAAAUCUCCAAUACAUUUAAAAGCAAAAACAAUUCUUACAUUGUUACAUUGAAAAUGCAUUAACAUUUCAUUUCUACGAAUAUCGUUGUUAGCAAAAAAAUAAAAAUUGAUAUGUAGCUUGAAAUGAGCUCACCAAUUGAUAUGCACUAUCGAUCGUUCCAUCACAGGCAGUAAGAGAAGUAAAUCUUGUCAUCACCUACUGUUUGGAACGAAGCACAAUCCGAAUUUUUUUCCUUUAUCUUGGGGAUUUUUUUUUUAUUACCGCACGGGUUUGGGCCGAAGGGUCUCAGAUUUUCAUGAAGUUUUUUCACCAGGCAGGGCUCAUGGAUAUAUGAACAAAAAAAUUGCCUGUUUUCCCGGAAAACUCAGGUGGAAAUUUUUUGUUUUCCCCUUACACUACUUACUUUGAAAAAUCAUAACGCAAUAACGAAGCAUCGUAGAAACAAUUUUUUUAGAAAAUGGAAGCAAAUUUUCUCAGGAAUCAAAAAAAUAUAUGAACUGGAAAAAGCUUUCCACAAAAUUUUCCACUGUUGAGAAAAUUCGUAAAGAAAAGCCGAGAAAAGUAUGCCCGAACUCGUGGAAAAUUUUUGAAAAAAUAUUUUUGAGAAGGUUAUUUUAUAAGCUUUAAUCGCUGAAAUUUUUGUAAUGCACUUUUUUCGUUUUUGAGUUAUGGCCAAUUUUGUUAAAAAAUGUCCAAAUGUGCCAUAAAACCCUUUUCUACCCCUUUUUUACCUUCUCAAAAAUAUUUUUUUAGAAAAUUUUCCACCUUUUCGGACAUAGUUUUUUCCGGCUUUUCAAUAUGAAUUUACUCAACGGUGGAAAAUUUUGUGGAAAACGUUUUUCACCAUAUUUUUUUGAAUUCCUGAAAAAAUUUGCUUUCAUUUUCAUUAAAAGUAUUUGUUUCUACGAUGCUUCGGUCUUGAGUUAUGAUUUUUCAAAGUAAGUAGUGUCAAAGGGAAACAAAGAAAUUCCACCUGAGUUUUCCGGGAAAAUAGGCGACCCUGAAUUUUUCUCAAUUUUUUUUGUUCAUAAAUAUAUCCAUGAGCCCUGCCUGUGGAAAAAAAAAUCAUGAAAAUCUGAGACCCUUCGGCCCAAUUUGUACGAUAAUAAAAAAAAGCUCUCUUUCCACACGAUAAACUACACACACGCGAGAAUUAAUUAAAAAAAAAAAUGGCAACUGUGUGGAUCUGAAGUAUUGAAUUCAAAGGUAGCCUCAAAAUAGCUUUCCUCAGCCUGUAUGUAUUUAUUGGAAACUUUUCAAAAUAUUAGUGUGGCCAGUGCUCAAACUUGCUUGGGACUAUAUUUUGUAAGUAAUCAUAGUUAAUAUUGUUCCUCACGUUAAUGUAGAAUAAAUAACGCACAGUUUCAAAUUGAUUUGUUUUUAUAACCCGGUGUGUGUGCGAGUAUUCGUUUACUUUUAUUAAAUGUGUGAUAAUUUUUAUUCCUAACCAUUUAGUCUAAUGGUCAUUUUUAGAGAUCAAUAAUAUGUUUAAAGUUCGAUUCAAAGCCGUAUCCAUAUUUCAUAAGGUCGAAAUCCAUGAAUUUUCAUCAAACCAUUUAUCUGGGUGUUCAGUUAUUCCGGCAGCAUUAGUUAAUUGGCAGUUUAUGGAAAUCUUCUAGCAGCAUGUUUCGGCUUUUUCACAUUUAAUUACAAUUAAGAAGCACCGCACCACCACACCGGACGGACCAAGGGGGAGGGAAGUUCUUGACAGUGCAGUGGCACCACGUUCGUGUUGUCGAGCGAGAGGUACCUAUGUUUUACGUGGAAAUUAGCGUUUAAGUUUGCGUCGAUCUCGUUUGGUUCCCAUCAGCACAAGAAGAAACCGAAAUAAAAAAAAAGUGAACGAUAACCGAAAAGUAGUGCGCCGGGCGUAGGUGUAUUACAGUCAGUGUGAAAAAGUUUUUGGAAGCCGGCCCAGUAGAAUGGCGUCCGAUGGUGCAGUUUUUCGAAAGCUAGUCAGCUGCGCGCUGGUCCUAUCACUGGCGCUGCUGGACCGGGGCUCGUGUGCCAGUUUAUCGAACGGUGGCGGCGGCAGAGGCGAUGGCCGAGGCGAUGGCAGAGGUGAUGGCGAAAGUACCGUUGGUGAAUCGGUCUCGUCAUCGAAGUUGGUCACCGGGCCGACGCUGGGCAGUUUGUAUCGGAGCACCCGGGACGAGUAUGGGCGCUAUGGGCGGGACCAGAGGUGCAUCAGCUGCGGCGGCGGAGGCUACGCCGGAGGAGGCGGAGGCUAUGCUGAUCGGGAUAUGAGAACGUACGGCGGAAGGCCCGGUGGUGGCGUCUAUGGGUACUACAGCGGACGGGGGUCAAUCUACGACGAUAGGAACUGGUACUAUCGACCGGAGGUUUAUGACGACCGCUACCGAGGGGGCGAUAGAUACACCAACAUGAUGAUGGGCUAUGACGAUCGCUACAUGUACCAGAUGAGCCCGGCGAACCGUUACGAUGACCGAUACUAUCCGAUGUCCACCCGUGGCUACUACGAUAACCGCGGGGAGCAGCGAAUGCCCGUGGGUGGUGGCUACUAUCCCCCAGCGGAAACCGGUGGAAUGCGCGGCUACGGCUACCGCGGUAAUGGUUACGACAAUCUCGAUCCACUUUACGAGCAGUACAUGACGGCAGCUCGCGGAGGCCUCAGCAACUACAACAACAACCGAGAUCGCUACUAUGGAACUUCCGGUGGAUAUGGUGGCUACGGAGCGUACGAUCACAAGAACUUCCGGCCGUGGGACGAAACGUACAGCCGUCCAUCACCACCAUCAUCAUCAUCGCCAUCUGCCGGUGGCCCAUCGCAGCAUCAAUACCAUCCCUCGGCACCGUCAUCCCCCUCAUCAUCCCAGCACCACUACCAGCAGCAGCAACCAUCAUCUCAAGGGGUGCCAACGGGUCCAGCGGGAACCUAUUCCAGCGGUGCGAUCGGAUUCCACGGCGGACAGGACCGGCCCGAUGCAGGCCGACCAUGCUGUUCCGAGUGCUGUGGCCCUAGCAACUCCAACCGGUAUCCACCGGGUCCAACCGGAACCGGUCCCGGAUACCAUCAAGCACCGUCGCCGCCGCAGUAUCCCCCGCAACAGCACCAACAACACCAAUAUGGUGGCGGCGACCGACCCGAUAGUCACGGACGGCCGGGGGCCUGGAACUAUCUGAGUGGGGGUAGUGCCACCGGAGGACAGGACUACCACCAGGGUGCGUCGGCAGCAGGGAGUGCGUCGCAUUCACAGCCCGGCCAGGAUUACGGCAAUCGAGGUGGUUAUCAGCAACAGCAGCCACAGCCGCAGCAGCCUCAGUCACACUAUCAACAGCAGCAGCAGCAGCAGCAGCAACACAGGCCUGAUGCCAGCAGCGGAGGCAGCGGGGAUCGGCAGCAAAACACUGCCUAUGGUUCGCGUCCCUAUCAGCACCGUCCGUCCAACAGCCUAGGCGCCACCAGCUACCUGAUGGAUCGGGAAACCGGCGAUUCCGUCACUGCCAGCGAACUCCACUCGGAGGAUAGUGGCGCCCUUGGCGGUGCCGGUGCUGGUUCCGGAUCCCUCCCCAGCAGUUCCUCUUCGUCCAACGAUAGCAACGACGGUAAACCGGCGGCCAGCGCCGUCGGCGAGCACCCACCGAAAAGCAAUGAAUCCUAAUAAUCCGCGAUGAGCGCGAGAAAUGACUCUAAAAUGACUAAUGGAAACUUGAUCCCAGGCUAAACGACCAAAGGACGACGAUGAGGAAUGAUAUCCGAUUUUAGGUUUAGUGAAGAGAUGACUAUAAGAACUCGAAUAAAUUUAAGAAGAGACGACAGUUUACUUUGCUCUGAGGGCAGCUAUUACGACAGGGGCGUAACAGAAGAAGUUGAAUGAAAGUGUAUUCAAUUUUCCUUCAGAUAAAUCGCAAUAUACUAGUAUUUCUCUAUUAAAAUGAACAUAGGGUAAAUUUUAGCACCUAAGGUAGUAUACUAUAGAUUAAGGCAAAGUAAAAUAG
Messenger RNA from Aedes albopictus (Asian tiger mosquito), 5049 nucleotides. RefSeq names its product prisilkin-39. NCBI's taxonomy places the organism in Eukaryota, Metazoa, Arthropoda, Insecta, Diptera, Culicidae. The record is from RefSeq and is a predicted model, not a curated record. The coding region runs from base 3012 to 4712 and encodes 566 amino acids. The transcript has 6 exons.